GCCCCGGCCCGGUUCCUCCCUCCGGUCCUGCAGCCCUCUCAGGGCCGCCAGGGGUCGUUGCGACCUCCCCCUGCACUUCCUCCCGCCCUUCCCACCCGACGCGGCUGUUGGCGCCAGAGUCAAACCGGGAGGCCGCCGCGCGCACCAUGUCAAAGAAAAAAGGACUGAGUGUGGAAGAGAAGAGAACCCGUAUGAUGGAACUGUUUUUUGAGACAAAAGAUGUAUUCCAACUAAAAGACCUGGAGAAGCUUGCUCCCAAAGAGAAAGGCAUCACUGCCAUGUCAGUGAAAGAAGUCCUGCAGAGCCUGGUGGACGAUGGCAUGGUUGACUGCGAGAGGAUCGGAACCUCCAAUUACUACUGGGCUUUUCCAAGCAAAGCUCUCCAUGCCCGGAAACGCAAGCUGGAGGCCCUCAACUCUCAGUCCCCUGAUGACAUGGUAUGGAGGUUCUCCUUACGUGUGCAUGCCACGUGUAUGGGAGGAGCUGUCGGAGGGAAGCCAGAAGCACGCAAACCUACAGAAGAGCAUCGAGAAAGCUAGAAUUGGCCGGCAGGAGACGGAAGAACGAGCCAUGCUUGUAAAAGAACUUUCUUCAUUUCGGAACCAAAGGGAUCAACUUAAGGCAGAAGUUGAAAAAUACAGAGAAUGUGAUCCACAAGUUGUGGAAGAGAUACGUCAAGCAAAUAAAGUAGCCAAAGAAGCCGCCAACCGAUGGACUGAUAACAUAUUUGCAAUAAAAUCCUGGGCCAAAAGAAAAUUUGGGUUUGAAGAAAAUAAAAUUGAUAAGAACUUUGGAAUUCCAGAAGACUUUGACUACAUAGACUAAAAUGUUUGGGAGAAAGGAUUUGUGUGCUUAUGAAUCGUCAAAUCUUAAACAUUCUCUAACUAUUGGUACCAAAUUUUCAUUUGUCUGUUAACCGUUUAUCGUUUUACAAUUUUAAAUAAAGUAUAAAAUAAGAA
Messenger RNA from Peromyscus maniculatus bairdii (prairie deer mouse), 959 nucleotides. The record is from RefSeq and is a predicted model, not a curated record. NCBI's taxonomy places the organism in Eukaryota, Metazoa, Chordata, Mammalia, Rodentia, Cricetidae.